AUGCCAUGUCCUGAUAUAUUGGCAGCUCUGCCGUCGGACCAGCCAUCGAAGCGAGCAAUCAUCAGCUGGGACGACGCAUACGCCAAGGCAACGACAGCUCUUGCCAAGCUCUCCCUGAGUGACAAGGUCGGUAUCGUCACCGGCACUGGUUGGCAAGCCGGUAACUGCGUCGGAAACACCAAAGCGGCUAGCUCGAUCGGAUAUCCAUCUCUCUGUCUCCAAGACGGCCCUCUUGGAGUGCGCUACAUCAAUGGCGCCACAUCCUUUGCCGCUGGCAUCCACGCUGCAUCAACUUGGGACAUCGACUUGAUUCGCGAACGUGGAACUUUCCUUGGACAAGAAGCAAAACAACUGGGUAUCCAUGUACAACUCGGCCCUGUCGCUGGACCCAUGGGAAAGAUCCCAACAGGUGGACGAAACUGGGAGGGUUUUGGUGCUGAUCCCUAUCUCGUGGGAAUCGCUAUGAGGGAAACGAUCCAAGGAAUGCAGGAAGCUGGAGUGCAAGCUUGUGCAAAGCAUUACAUCGGCAAUGAACAGGAGAAGAAUCGGGAGAGCAUGAGUAGCGCGAUCCCAGAUAGGGUUAUGCAUGAGCUCUAUCUGUGGCCAUUCGCGGACUCGGUGCAGGCCGGUGUGGCAAGUGUUAUGUGUUCCUACAACAAGAUCAAUGGCACAUACGCCUGUGAAAAUGGAGGAAUCAUGAACAAGCUGCUGAAAGAUGAGCUUGGUUUUAAAGGAUAUGUCAUGUCUGAUUGGAACGCUCAGCAUACAACGACUGGAAGUGCCAAUGGAGGACUGGAUAUGACCAUGCCAGGCAGCGACUUCAACAACCCGAAAGGAAACAUUCUUUGGGGAGCAGCGCUUCAGUCCGCUGUAUCAAGCGGUCAAGUUCAACAAUCACGUGUUGAUGACAUGGUCAAGCGCAUCCUAGCAGCCUGGUACUUGGUUGGACAGGACAAAGGCUACCCAACGGCAACCUUUAACUCCUGGAAGAUCGGAAACUAUAACGUUGGCGGCAAUCACAAAGACAAUGUACGGAAGAUGGCACGUGACGGUAUCGUCCUGUUGAAGAACACAGGGAAUGCGCUACCGCUAAAGAAACCUAAGAGCAUCGCCGUGAUUGGAAGUGAUUCGAUUGUAGCACCGAAGGGCGCGAAUGCAUGCGCAGAUCGAGGUUGCAAUGAUGGUACUCUUGCCGUAGGAUGGGGUAGCGGAGCUAUCGAGUUCCCAUACCUCAUCGCACCCCUGGAUGCUAUCAAGACCCAGGCCCAAAAGGACGGUACCACUAUCACGACGUCAACAAACGACAAUGCGCAGCAAGGUGCUUCCGCUGCUCAGAACGCCGAGGUCGCAAUAGUCCACAUCAACUCCGACUCCGGAGAAGGCUACAUUACAGUUGAAGGCAACGCUGGUGACAGAAAAGAUCUCAACCCAUGGCACAACGGGAACGAUCUCGUCAAGGCAGUCGCAGCUGUGAACAAGAAAACUAUUGUUGUCAUCCACAGUGUUGGCCCUCUCAUCCUGGAACCAUACAUCGACAACCCGAACGUUGUUGCUGUUGUUUGGGCUGGAUUGCCAGGUCAAGAGUCAGGCAACGGCCUCGUCGACAUUCUCUACGGCGCUGCUUCCCCCAGCGGCAAGCUGCCAUACACAAUCGCCAAGCAGCCCUCCGACUACGGCACCGCCGUCACAAGCGGCGACGACGCAUCUUGGGACCUCUUCAUCGAUUACCGCAGAUUCGACAAGAACAACAUCACACCCCGCUUCGAAUUCGGCUUUGGUCUCUCCUACACAAACUUCACCUACGACGCCCUCACCGUCACCGGCGCUCCCACAGCGGGCCCCGCCACCGGCGCCAAAGCACCCGGCGGCCCAGCCGAUCUCUUCGAAACCGUCGCCACCGUCACCGCGAAGAUCACUAACAGCGGCGGCGUCGCAGGCGCGGAAGUCCCGCAGCUGUACAUUGGGUAUCCUGCGAGUGCGAACGCGCCGCCGAAGCAGCUCAGGGGCUUCAAUAAGUUGAAUCUGGCGGUUGGAGCGAGCGGCACGGCGACAUUCAAGUUGCGGAGGAGGGAUUUGAGUGUCUGGGAUGGGGGGAGGUGGGUUGUGCCGAGUGGGGAGUUUGGGGUCUUUGUGGGGGCGAGCUCGAGGGAUUUGAGAUUGACGGGAAAAAUUAUUGUUUAGAUGAGGAGUUCAAUGGGAGAGGGAGAAUAUGUGGGCAUCUAUGGAAUGAAUGCUACUGUUGUGGACCAGUUGAGCGUUCAGCUGCCACGCAUUGGCGCUAAUUUGAACCAGGACUAGCUCCUGUCAGCGUCCAUAAAAGUAGUAAUCGUUCAAUCAACACCAACUCGAAGUCACAC
This is a messenger RNA of Paraphaeosphaeria sporulosa, 2357 nucleotides long. RefSeq names its product beta-glucosidase-like protein. Gene Ontology annotation, molecular function: beta-glucosidase activity. Gene Ontology annotation, biological process: glucan catabolic process. The record is from RefSeq and is a predicted model, not a curated record. Lineage: Eukaryota; Fungi; Ascomycota; Dothideomycetes; Pleosporales; Didymosphaeriaceae. The transcript is spliced from 7 exons. Bases 1 to 2181 code for a protein of 726 amino acids.